AUGGGGUCUAAAAAGUCGAAACCGGUUGAAAGUGGACAAGAUUUGCUGACAUCUAGAGGCAAUACCGCGCACAGGUCAAACCAGAGUAACAAACGUCACGCCUCUUCAACGGAGUCGUGUGUACAAACGGGUCCAGUAAAAAUGUACACAAGUAUGAAUUUGAUCGAACAAGGUGCACAAACUGAACCAGUUUUAAUUCGACCGCUUUUACCACAAAAAGUUUAUAACUCCUUGAAUAUAGGCAAUGGUGACGUAGACGAUAUCUCCAUAUUUUCAGACGUCACUUCACUAUCAGCUGAUGUCUCCUUCUCGAGUGAGGUACAAUUGUCAAAUCAGGUUAAGGGAAACGUCGACCCCUGUACAAUGUCCCCAGACUCUGGCUGUUUCACAUCAAACACUUAUUCCGAGGAUACACAAAGGACAAAGGACACGGUAUUUGAAGGAGCAGAAGCACCUGUUCCUACCAAGCGACAUCGCCGUGUGCCCGAGUCUCAGGAGGCCCUACCGAACCUGGACGCCGCCAAUUUCGAGUGCAGCAUGUGGGUACCAGCAGAGGAGGUGGCGAGAAUCUUCGCGACGUCGAAGGACCGCCGAAUAGAGGCGAUUGCACGCGCCUGCAACUGCCAGUUCCUACUCACCGACACUCUGCGGGUGAACAAGAAUCUGGGCUCCCAAAAACUCGUCUACAUUUUCUCUAACGCACUAGCUGAUCUGGAGAAGUGUAGGAGCAUUCUUGAUGAAAAAUUCCCCACCUUCUAUGUCAAAUCCUCUGAAGUGGUCCAUCGACAGGCGCCCGCGUAG
Molecule: messenger RNA, 801 nt
Organism: Echinococcus granulosus
Lineage: Eukaryota; Metazoa; Platyhelminthes; Cestoda; Cyclophyllidea; Taeniidae
Exons: 1
Coding region: 1-801 (266 amino acids)
Source: RefSeq, a predicted model, not a curated record